Molecule: messenger RNA, 1400 nt
Organism: Arabidopsis lyrata subsp. lyrata
Lineage: Eukaryota; Viridiplantae; Streptophyta; Magnoliopsida; Brassicales; Brassicaceae
Product: putative ethylene-responsive transcription factor ERF121
Exons: 2
Coding region: 458-898 (146 amino acids)
Biological process (GO): regulation of DNA-templated transcription
Molecular function (GO): DNA-binding transcription factor activity; DNA binding
Source: RefSeq, a predicted model, not a curated record
AUUGAUUCGAAAAUGACAUUCGGAUUAAGAAGUGAAAAGGCUUAGUCGGUCUAAUGAUUAGAUUACUUUUAUACUUUAUACAGAAAGCUGACAGUACCUGAAAACGAUUUAAUACUAUAUUUAGUAACAAUUUAAAAGUGGAUCGAAAAUAAUUGAUACGUAUAUACUAUAUACUUGCUUGUUACUACUAUACAGUACAUGACAUCGCAUUUAUUAUUACAGGAGUAACAUUCUAAGUAGGAGUAUGUAACAACUUUUGUGCCGCGUGUACUAUAACUUCAAAAUUUUAGAUUCACAAGGGACCAACAUGUACAUAUAUUAGAUUUUGGUAGCCACGUAGACUUCACCUUCCUACUAUAUAAACUUAGAUUGUUUUCAAAUCUUCAUGACAAGUUGACAACACUUUUGAUCUUUCCCAGUCACUAAAUAUAAGUAUUAUCAGUUUGACACCACGAAAAUGGACUAUUCAAAAAAUGUUCAAAACGAAAAUUUCACCCUUGUUUCACAACCUUCUUAUUUGACAAGAGAUCAAGAGCAUGGUAUCAUGGUCUCUACUUUGCGACAAGUGAUAUCCAACACUGGAGGUGAUACGUCAUCAUCUCACUGGAUUGCAAGUGAAGCUCUUCCACCUCCGGACGCUGGCCCUUGUCCUCUUUGCGGCGUCACCGGUUGCUACGGGUGCGCAUUCCCACGGCAUGAAGAGGUAAAGAAGGAGAAAAAACACAAAGGAGUGAGGAAGAAGCCAUCAGGAAAAUGGUCUGCGGAAAUAUGGGAUCCGAGUAUGAGAGCAAGGAGGUGGCUUGGAACGUUUCCAACGGCGGAGAUGGCAGCGCAUGCUUACGAUGAGGCAGCGGCUGAGCUUGUUGGAAAAAGAUCAGCGAGACGUGGCACAAAUUAAAGAACUUGGCGGUGGAGAUGACUGAAAAAGUGUUUGGUCGGUGAUCAUAACUAUAAACGGCGAGGAAUAAUAAGCUAUAUUGCGAUAGUUAUAGUAGUUAUAGAUGCUUUGGGGGAGAAAUUAAUACAUUAUUCAGAGGAGUUGUGGUAUUUUGUAUGAGAACCCACCACUUAAGUAGGGUUUCUCUUUUUUUUUUUACUAAGAGGUCUUCAAAUUCAAGUUUUGAGGGAAAAAAAAGUUCUAUAGAGCCCAAAAAGUUUUGAUAAAGACCUCUCUAUUUAGUGAGCUUUAACAUUUGCAUUUGGUUGGGCUUUAUCAUUAUUUUGGCUUUUGGGCUGUUUUGUGAUGAUGAAAACCUCUGUUUAUGGAAGAGUUUUCUCCUCUGUUUCUUAAUUGCACUUUAUUUGAGGCAGAUACUCCACACCACAGAAGGUAGACACUCUGUUUAUGAUGAUGGAGUCGAUCAUUGAUUUAGUCCGAGCAUCUAAAACCACAAUAUUCC